UCAACAUUGUCCUCCUCGGCCACUACGGGAAGAAGAAAAAAUGUCCGCCGACUCGACAGCAUCCCUCUCCGCGCAAGUCAACAAACUCAAUAUCAACAACGACGCGACGUCGGACCCACCCACGUCAACACGACCAACAACAUCAUCUUCACCCACCACAAGAACAACAGAGACCAAGCCUUCGGAACUAGUUGCUGUCGUCGACGACCUCCUUGUCCAACUCAAUUCCAAGUUCAGCCAAGUCAGCACCGAAAUGCUCGGAAAGCUGGACGACAUGUCCAAACGUCUGGAUGCCUUGGAAUCUCAAAUUCGUGCUGGAAAUGCUGGGGGAAAGGAAGAGGAUGAGAUGUAGUACGAUCAUCCUGUUUUUGACGAAGUUGAGGGAGAAGCAAACGGCGCCGCUACUAUUGCUGCCGCUUCCGCUAACGAGGCUUCUUCCGAUGAGGCUUCUUCUGACGAGGGAGUGAUACUUGGGGAUGUUACUAAUGUGUGGCGGUCUCCAGAGAUGAGGCAGGAUGAGUCGGCUCGAAUUCGGGGUGGGGCUCAGACUGAGAGUGGGGACUUGUGAGAAGGAGAAAAAAAGCGUCUUGCUCGUGUUGGCCGGUGCCGACAAGUGCGUUUCUCGGAGAAGAUGAAGACGAGGAUGGUGGCCUCGACGACUGACCAGAAUGGUGCAACAUUGCUUCUAAAUCAGUCUUCUUCCCCAGGAGUGUGGGGAGGAAAGUGCUGACUAACAACACAGUCCUGAAAAGCUACCGAAGCACAUGUUGAGAUGCCCUAUGCCAGAAGAGCAAUGCCUACCCCUGCUCUUACCAGAAACUCCGAGGAUGGAUCUCAUGAGUGCAUUGGUUCUCAUCUGAAUACGGGAGAACCAGUAUGCCUCAAUCUCCGCAGUUCAAGACAUCGUAUGGUGAUAUCGCCUAACAGUUGGCACUAGUGCCCGCCAAUCCUCAACUGGCUCCUCUGCAUGCUAUCAUACUUGGGGGAGAACGACUGGCGGUCAUGUCGAUUCUGGCCGAGCUAGAGAUGUUCGGUGGAAACAGAUACGACGAAGCUUGGUCUACAUUGUGUGCGAUCAUCUCGAAACUCUGAUGGAUAGCUGGUCUUCUGAGGAGUGGAGAGAGGAUGUCCUUUAGUUCCCAAUAAUUACAUAGCAACAUGAAACGACCACAGCUGGUGAUUGGCUCGACGACG
Sphaerulina musiva SO2202 is the source of this 1194-nucleotide messenger RNA. RefSeq lists its product as uncharacterized. The coding region runs from base 41 to 352 and encodes 103 amino acids. The record is from RefSeq and is a predicted model, not a curated record. Gene Ontology annotation, molecular function: transcription corepressor activity. NCBI's taxonomy places the organism in Eukaryota, Fungi, Ascomycota, Dothideomycetes, Mycosphaerellales, Mycosphaerellaceae. The transcript is spliced from 2 exons.